AUCCCGCCACAGCGGCAACUCUCAACCAACGUUCGUUGGAUAAACAGAAUAUGCUCAAAGAGAGACGACAAGGCUAUUUUUAAAUCAACGAGUCUGCGUGCUCUUGCACUUUGGCAUUGUCACUUUAAACACGCUUAAAACAAGAAUAACUUAUGUUCUGUUGGAACAACCAGCAUCAUGUGAGUCUCAGAUCCAAAAUCAUGUGAUGGACCGAUAUUCGAUCAGGAAAUCUUCUAUGCGUAAAUAUCAAUAUCAUAAGAAUUGUAGACAAACAUAUUUGUUUCUCUAGACCAAGGUGAAUUGUGAAGACACGAUGACUAUUGAAAAGACAGUACGAUCAACAUUAAGUAUUGCAACUUUAGCCUUUUUUUUUACAAUCGAAUGCUAUAACUUUGUCACAGUUCUAGGCAAUCCAAAUUCUCGUAUUGUACAUACGAAAUAUGGGCCCGUAAGAGGCUUCAUACAUAUAUUUCCAAAGAAACAACUCAGGUCAGUGGAAGUGUUUCUCGGUAUUCCUUUCGCCAGUGCCCCUGUAGGGUCUCUUCGUUUCAUGCCGCCUGUCACCCCUGCUCCCUGGAGAGGAAUUUGGAGAGCCGAUCAGUUUGGCCCCGUCUGUCCUCAGAAAUAUCCCGAAAUCCAGAACACCACAACGGCCCUGAAAAGCAUGACACCGGGACGUCUGGCUUACUUUCAACGCAUCCUACCUCUCCUGCAGAACCAGAGCGAAGACUGUUUGUUUUUAAACGUUUACUCUCCAAGACGUCACAGAAAUACGUCAAGAGUUCCAGUAAUCGUUGUGAUUCAUGGGGAUUCCUACGAAUGGUAUUCUGGGAACAUCUAUGAUGGCAGUGUGCUUGCUAGUGCUGCUGACGUCAUUGUUAUCACUUUAAACUUUCGACUAGGAGUGUUAGGAUUUCUGCCGUCACUAACUGGAGCAGCCCGUGGAAACUAUGGACUUAUGGAUCAAGUAGCGGCUUUGCACUGGAUCAGAGAAAAUAUCGCAGAAUUUGGUGGCACCAUUGACAACAUUACUCUUCUAGGUCACGGUCACGGAGCAGCCCUCGUGAACUUACUGAUGUUGUCCCCUAUGGCUAAAGGGCUUUUCUCACGAGUAAUCCUGCAGAGUGGAUCGGCUCUCAGCCCGUGGGCCAUGGCCUCAGAAUCCCCGACAUAUACGAGACACCUGGCUCUAAUUCUUGGAUGUCCAGUGGACAAUCACGUGUUAAUGGUGGCCUGUAUGAGACAGCGACCUUUAUCCGACAUAAUGAGGGUCCAACUGCUUGUUCCCAAACACCUAACAGGUUUCGGUCCAACUGUAGAUGGAAUUGUAAUCCCAAACGAACCAGAAAUGCUCUUAAGGAACUACAGCUAUCUUCAUAGCCAAUAUGAACUUUUAAUUGGAGUUACUAGGAAUGAGUUCUACCACCAUUUUUCUACAAUUGAUGAAAAAUAUGGUAUAGAGCCAGAUCGAAGAGAUAAGCUUUUGCGCACUCUUGUUAGAAAUGUUUAUACUCAUCACCUCCAAGAGAUCUUUCUUACAAUUGUUAACGAAUACACAGACUGGACUAAAACUGUGCAGCAUCCAGUGAACAUACUCCGCAAUACAGCCAGCGCCUUAGGUGAUGCGCUAAUUGUAGCUCCCGCCAUUCGCGUCGCGAACUAUCACUCUAAAGUCAACGACAGAACAUUUCUGUACGUCUUUGGUCACCACACCGAACAUGGAAAUUAUCCCGGAAAGUUUGGAUGUGUACAUGGUGAGGAGCUGCCCUAUGUAUUCGGUGCACCUCUCGUUGAUGGAAACUUGUCGUAUUUCCAGUACAACUUCAGUCAUGCCGAGCAGACUUUGUCAAUGGCUGUUAUGACGUAUUGGACGAAUUUCGCAAAGUAUGGAAAUCCAAAUUUUCCUUUUCAUCGCCGUGAUCUAGCUGAAGGGAAACUAAUUAAUCGCUUUGAUCGCAUCGAAUGGCCACUAUAUGACGCUCUCCAACAAAAGUACCUUAUCAUUGGAAUGAAACCGAAAGUUCGUGACCACUACCACGCCCACCGCAUGUCGCUAUGGCUUCAUCUUAUUCCGAAGCUGGACAGAAAUGACAUUGGUGUCCCGGCCUAUCAUCAUCUUCUAGAUGACCAUGAUAACGCAAAUUUGUACGACGGCAUCGUUCGACAUGUGGUAAUUCCUACCAGUUUUUCAUUAACCACAACAACUAUCCCCAUACCUCCAAGAUUCCCUAUUCCAACUUUAUCUGAGGUGUGGAAUAUCAGCGAAAGCACUGAGCCGACUGCAAAUGAUGUCUUUACGACAAUGACCCCUGAUGAGAUCUUGAAUUACGCCUUUUCUACAAGCAUUUCUGACACAACGGCCGUCGUUUUGCAGAAUACAAAUUAUUCAACAGCCCUAAGUGUCACUAUCGCUGUAGGAUGUUCACUUCUUGUUCUAAAUGUCCUCGUAUUUGCUGGUGUAUUUUAUCAGAGAGACAGGUAUAAGAUUGAGGGUAAACUCCAGAGGAGGAAUUACAAGGUAAAAACUCCAAAUCAACACCUGGAAAUUCCACAAAGACAAAAAGAGACGACACGAGAAACCCCGACUGUUCCUGGCACUCCUAAAAAUGGUCACUCCCCGACUGUUCCUGGCACUCCUAAAAAUGGUCACUCCCCGACUAAGUUCUCAAUUCAGGUUCAUCAUAAAGAGAGGCCAACUCCAGAGGUUCAUUUUUUAAUGCAUCGUGACGGACGCAUGGUUUCCACUCCUCCCAGACCUAAAAAGCAGGAGAAGAAGCUGUAAUUAUCUACCAUAUUUUGAAUAUAUUAUGUGUAUUCCAAAAAAAGUAAACUUCUUGAAUAUAUUAUGUGUAUUCCUAAGAAAAAGUAAACUAAGUUUACAAUUAUGCCCUCUCAGUGGGAUGGGACUUUAAACUAUCUCCCGUUGAAUAGGCUAACGAUUUCACAUAACUGUGGGGAUAUCUGAGAGUAACAGUGUCACCGUAAUUUUACUUGCUGGUAGGGAAUCCUGGGGGUAACCUUCAUCUAACUCAUCUUAGAGGAACUGCUAAUAUGAAAAUAAUAUAUGAAAUAUUAUUUUUUUAA
This is a messenger RNA of Limulus polyphemus (Atlantic horseshoe crab), 3084 nucleotides long. RefSeq names its product neuroligin-4, X-linked-like. The transcript has 8 exons. Gene Ontology annotation, biological process: neuron cell-cell adhesion; synaptic vesicle endocytosis; modulation of chemical synaptic transmission. The record is from RefSeq and is a predicted model, not a curated record. Gene Ontology annotation, cellular component: postsynaptic membrane; synapse; cell surface. Gene Ontology annotation, molecular function: neurexin family protein binding; signaling receptor activity. Lineage: Eukaryota; Metazoa; Arthropoda; Merostomata; Xiphosura; Limulidae. The coding region runs from base 314 to 2782 and encodes 822 amino acids.